Gigantopelta aegis is the source of this 1602-nucleotide messenger RNA. RefSeq names its product cephalotocin receptor 2-like. Gene Ontology annotation, cellular component: membrane. The transcript has 3 exons. Gene Ontology annotation, molecular function: vasopressin receptor activity; peptide binding. Gene Ontology annotation, biological process: G protein-coupled receptor signaling pathway. The coding region runs from base 1 to 1602 and encodes 533 amino acids. The record is from RefSeq and is a predicted model, not a curated record. Lineage: Eukaryota; Metazoa; Mollusca; Gastropoda; Neomphalida; Peltospiridae.
AUGACUGGAGUUUCACCCCUUCCGGCGUUCAUCAGAUGGCUGCACGUUCAUCCGAUGAAUGUCGGAAGACAUCCUUAUGCGUCCACAAUGGCCGACCUUUCUGACCAGUUACUCGUCAUUCUCAGCGACACUGCGGCGACACCUUCCGGCAUGAACCAGAACUACAGUUCGAGAAAGGGAGCUAACUACUCUCCAGUCUCCUCGGCCAACUCCACCAAUCAGAAAGACGUUGACCUGGCGAAAGCGGAAGUCGUCGUUCUCAGCGUCAUCCUCGCCCUGGCGGUAUUUGGCAACGUAUGCGUACUGACUGCGCUGGGCCGGAAACAGAAGAUACGCAGCCGUAUGCACAUGUUCAUCCUUCACCUCAGCAUCGCGGAUCUGUUGGUGGCGCUCUUCAACGUUUUGCCGCAGAUGAUAUGGGAGAUUCUGGGCGAGUUUCAGGGCGGAGAUCUUCUGUGCCGCUUCGUCAAGUACAUGCAGAUAUUCGUCAUGUAUCUGUCCACCUACAUCCUCGUAAUGACUGGCGUGGACCGCUACAUCGCUAUCUGUCACCCUCUCUCCAACCACAUCUGGACAAUGCGGACGGUUAACUUAGUUGCCGCGAUGGUGUAUCUCGUCUCCGGAAUGCUAAGCAUUCCCCAGGCGCUGUUGUUCAAAUACCAGGAGAAGUCCCCAGGCUCGAAAAACUACGAUUGCUGGGUUCUCUGGGACCCGCCGUGGCUCCUGCAGCUGUAUAUUACGUCAUUCACUUUUGCGAUCUACGUCAUACCUUUUGUGGUUCUCGUGUACGCGUACGGGGCCAUCUGCUACACGAUAUGGCGGAAACACAGGAACCUGAAGGCCUCGUUUUUGAGAAAGCACGUCACGAACGGGCUCGCCUACACCGGGAACUACGGAUCAACUCCGCGCGGCGGUUCGUCUCAGAGGAACGGAAUAUACUAUCCCAGAAUGCACUCGCGGAGGGGAUUCUCCAGCGCCAAAUUGAAGACUGUGAAGCUGACGUUUGUCGUCAUCAUCGCCUAUCUCAUCUGCUGGUCGCCAUUCUUCGUGUCGCAGCUGUGGUGGCUGUACGACGAAACGCUGCCUUAUUCUAACAAAGCCGUGUCCAUUAUGGUGCUGAUGGCCAGCCUUAACAGCUGCUGCAACCCGUGGAUCUAUCUAGCUUUCAGCGGCAACCUGUUCCGCUAUCUCUCCCCCUGCUACAAUUCCCAGUGCAUUACAAGUCGAGCCGAGAGCAACGGACAUUCGGAACCCACGAUAAAGCUGAACAGCACAAUCGAACUCGACCACCUGGAGACGAAACGAACGCGCUCGCUGACGCUAUUUUUAACUUCAAAGAUGUCUCGCAAGGACGUGAUAGCGUUGACGCCAAAAAUCGUCAAGUCGAAAAGCAGCCAAUCGGACGACAGCGAUUGUCCGAAGUCCCCUCACGUGACUAAGCGUGCGCGCGUGCACGAGCGACCUCCGGAGGAAGUGGAGAAGGCUCAGAAAACGUGGGACAGGAAUAUGGGGAUAGAGACUUCGGUUGAUGGUCACUGCUUUAAGAGAGAGUCGCCCACUUCGGAUGACGAUUCGUUAGUGGCCGUGGAUUCGUAUGUUUGA